ACCCUCGUAAACCCACCUCAACAAACGAGGGCAAAGCAUUGUCUGUGUUUUAUCGCAAAAUUCACCGUAAGUCCUCGUCUUUUCGAUUCGGGUGUAUUCAAUUCGGAUUUACGGGUUUUGUACGAGUUAUUCUUGAACGGGAGAAAUUUACGGGUUUUUGUGAUUUUGAUUAUUGUUACUAGGAAGGUGGUAGUUAAGAACCAUGGUUUUGUGGGUUUUUGGGUAUGGCUCUCUGGUGUGGAACUUUGGGUUUGAGUAUGAUGAGAAAGUGAUUGGUUUUAUUAAGGACUACAAGCGUGUUUUCGAUCUUGCGUGUAUUGAUCACAGAGGGACGCCUGAACAUCCUGCAAGAACUUGCACACUGGAAUACGAGGAAGGAGCCAUUUGCUGGGGUGUAGCUUACUGCAUUCGAGGUGGUCUGGAGAAAGAAAGAGCUGCAAUGGAGUAUCUAGAGCGAAGAGAGUGCGAGUAUGAUAGAAAGACGAUUGUCGAAUUCUUCAAGGCAAGUACAUUUGUAAUUCUAUGCUGUUAUAUACAUGAUUUCAUUUUCAUUAACAAGUUUCUUCGCGAGAAUGUGCCCCUUAUUAUAUUUUCAUGUGAUUUCCUUCUCCAGGAAGAAGAUUCGGAACAACCUGCUAUCACUGGAAUGCUAGUUUUCACAUCUACUCCAGACAAAGUGUCGAAUAGGUACUACCUAGGGCCUGCCCCGUUGGAGGAUAUGGCGAGGCAAAUUGCGACAGCACAUGGUCCCUGUGGAAACAACAGAGACUAUAUCUUCUUGUUGGAGAAAGCCCUGUUUAAUAUUGGCCACGAAGAUGACAUGAUAAUAGAGCUUGCGGCUGAAGUGAGGAAAUAUACUGAAAUCACCAGUAUUGUGAAAGCCACUGGUGUUGUGAAAUCGAAUGAUAGAAGGUUAACUGGAAUCACUGGAUCAUCCAGUCCCCGCGGUGUGCACAUGUCGUCUCCUCUUAAACUGCUCCCACUCCAAGAAGCUGUUGCCACUGAUUCGUGAUCCGAUUGCAUAUUGAAAUUGGAAGAGCCUCCGUAAUCAACCCAUAAUACCUAUCAUAGUCCCCGCUAAUUACAGCAACCGUGCACUUCAUUUUUCGAGCAUUAGACUAAUCAGGGGAGUGAAAAGAUACUGACAAGUCAGUGAAAGGUAUAUGUAAUGUCAAGUGCAAGUGAUUUGUUCGAAUGAUUAAAUGAAAUAUACUCUGUUAUGAUUUUCAA
This is a messenger RNA of Daucus carota subsp. sativus, 1230 nucleotides long. RefSeq names its product gamma-glutamylcyclotransferase 2-1. Gene Ontology annotation, molecular function: gamma-glutamylcyclotransferase activity; glutathione specific gamma-glutamylcyclotransferase activity. The record is from RefSeq and is a predicted model, not a curated record. The coding region runs from base 203 to 1012 and encodes 269 amino acids. NCBI's taxonomy places the organism in Eukaryota, Viridiplantae, Streptophyta, Magnoliopsida, Apiales, Apiaceae. The transcript has 8 exons. Gene Ontology annotation, cellular component: cytoplasm. Gene Ontology annotation, biological process: glutathione catabolic process.